Messenger RNA from Closterium sp. NIES-65, 1386 nucleotides. The record is from the annotation of a GenBank genome assembly. Lineage: Eukaryota; Viridiplantae; Streptophyta; Zygnematophyceae; Desmidiales; Closteriaceae.
AUGAAUCACCCUUCCACCCACCCGUCUACUCUCCCACGCACAUCUCUCCUUCCCCUUUCUUCUCGCUCCUUCACAUCCCUGACCCUCCCCUCUCUCCCCAAGUCACCCUCCCACUGUCAUCCACGUUUUCUUUGCUCAGACAGACCCUCUUACACUGGGCCUCUCUCACCCUCCACCCAGGUGACUUUUGAUUCGACUCAAAAGUCACUGGGCCUCUCUCACCCUCCACCCAGUGCGUGUGAUAGAGAGUGGGAGAGGGAUUGCGAUGUGCAGGUGGGUGCUCUGUCUGGCGCUGCAACGCCAGUGGUGCACGGGGAUAUGGGAGUGGAGUGGAGUGGCAGGCAGGUACAUUCUGCGGUUGUGACUUUUGAGGCGCCUCAAAAGUCGCCAGUGGUGCACGGCAAUAUGGGAGUGGACCUUUGUCGAUUACUCCCUCCCUCGGUGCCCUCUGUCGCCCUCUCUCUCUCGCCCUCUGUCGCCCUCUCUCUCUCGCCCUCUGUCGCCCCCUUUCGCCCUUUCUCGCCCUCUCUCGCCCUCUCUCGCCCUCUCUCGCCCUCUCUCGCCCUCUCUCGCCCUCUCUCGCCCUCUGUCACUCUCUGUCGCCCUCUGUCUCCCACCUACAUGGUCCACCCAUCCAGGCUGGUUUCAAACAACAACCUUUCAGGUGCUAUCCCCCCGUCCAUCUCUGGCCUCUCCCGGCUUCUGGCUCUGUAUGUGUCCCCCUCGCUUCUGGCUCUGUAUGUGUCCCCCUCGCUUCUGGCUCUGUAUGUGUCCCCCUCGCUACGCGUCCUCCCCUCACUGCACGUCCCCACCUCCCUUCUUGUACACAUCCGUUUGUUGGUGACUAGGCUAGGCACGUUGAGGCGAGGUGACAUCACAAGGAUGCUAGACGGCAACGCAUUGGAGUCUCCCAUCCCGUCAAGCUUGAGUGGACUGACGGCGUUGAAGAGCAUGGAUGUGAGCAAGAACAAGUUCUCGGAGGACUUUCCGACUGUCCUCACCCGGAUGACACGAGUGAAGCACAUGAAGCUUGGCAGAAAUGACUUCACGGGCAGCAUCCCUGCCUCUAUCACCUCUCUCGUUUCCCUCACCUACCUUGAUCUAGGCUACACGUUGCUAUCGGGCACAAUUCCCACGGCCAUCACCAAAAUGCAACACCUCUCUCGCCUCGACCUGCAAAUACCAACACUCACGGGCUCCGUCCCGGCCUCCAUGGGCGCCAUGCUUAAUCUGCAGUACCUCUAUGUCAACUACGAGGCGACGCCAUGCGGUUACGGGGAGUGCGAGGUGGUGCAGUACUCUGGCACAGCCUUCUGCCGUGCCUGCACUGACUUCUGCGACACGUGCUCUCGCAGGGGUGAGGAGGAGGGAGAAGAGAUGUCCUGA